Molecule: messenger RNA, 558 nt
Organism: Lachancea mirantina
Lineage: Eukaryota; Fungi; Ascomycota; Saccharomycetes; Saccharomycetales; Saccharomycetaceae
Source: the annotation of a GenBank genome assembly
AUGUGCAAGGCACUCUCGUGCCUGGACGCACGCUGUGCGCACGCAACAAUGGCAGACCAGGCAUGUACAUGUGCCUGCAUGCCUGGCAGUGCGGCCCCUAGCAGCAGGCGUGCCUGCGGGUUGCCACACACGGCACAGCUCGCGGGCGCGGCACUUUCAUGUAAGCCAUGUGCCUGGACCGUGCGGCAUUUGCCUGGAGCGGCGCCAACGAUAUGCACAACAUAUGCACAACAAGGAUUGGCCAACGGACCGCGUGCGGUAGGCGGAUCGGUCACGCGCGGCUUUGUCCACUUCGGGCGUACAAAUACCGAGUCCCGACGGUGCACAUCUACCAUUGUUGUCCUGCAGGAGCAGAUUGAUACAAGUGUGGCUGCACUGCGGCUGCAUCGCGGUACCGAUCGACCUACCCGCUUCCGACUCAUUCGUAGAAAGACACAUAACCACGUCCGGGUAACACGGGCGCUCGGGGCGGAUCGUUUGAUACGGAUACCUGUUCGCGACUCGGUUCGUAUAGGCGUAUAUCCACAUCCGGGUAACACCGUACACGGGGACUCGUGA